UUUUAUCAAUCUUUUAAGUCACGCACAAGGCAUUCCCCAACUGAAAAAUGGGAAUACAACUCAUCGACUACAACGAUGCUGGCAACAUACUGAAAAACCGUCGAUUGCACCGACGACUCGCUAGAUGGAGUUUUAAAAGACUCCGCAGUAUCUGGCAUGCCUUUGCGUACCCCCUGUACAAGCCGCUUAAGUUGCGCAGUCACAGAAGAUGUUCUCGAUCACAAAGUAGACUACUAAUGUUGCCUGCUGAGAUCCGGUUCAUCAUUUGGGACUACGUAAUGGCUAGUGGGCCCAUAGUAUUGUAUUGAUCGCAGAAGAGGGUUACUUAUAACUUAAUGCCAGAAAAUAGCCCAGAGAGCGGGAUAGACAUUACGCCACAGGCGAUCCGAAAGGCAGUUGAGGGCAGGGUUCAUAAAUCAAAC
Molecule: messenger RNA, 422 nt
Organism: Aaosphaeria arxii CBS 175.79
Lineage: Eukaryota; Fungi; Ascomycota; Dothideomycetes; Pleosporales
Exons: 1
Coding region: 48-308 (86 amino acids)
Source: RefSeq, a predicted model, not a curated record